AUGCUCAAGUUCAACGCCACCUGCGAUUGCGUCAACCACGGCGGUCUGCCGGGUUCGACAACCCCUACCCCCAGCACUCCGACCGGCAGCCCAACCGGCACUCCAACCGGCACUCCGAUAUCCACGCCGAACGUCACCCCCAGCUCGCCCGCAGCCAUCCCUUCUCCUUCCCUGACGGGUGGCUGUUCCUGCAGGGCCAAGGCCGGCGCUAUUCCGGUCUGUGACAAGGCUUGCACUGUUUCCGCCGGGGCCACUGUCGGCUGCGGUCCCGAGGACUACCAGUGCCAGUGCUCAAAGCUCGACGACGUCAAGGCCGCCGCUUUUAAGUGCUUAGAUACUACCUGCGGUGCCAAUGUCUUUGGUGUGAUUAACGGCUUGGGCUCUCUCUGCUCCUGCGUCGCGGCUCAGCCUGCCGGUUUCUGUGGAGGCGGCCCUCCGCCCGUGAGCAGCAACACGCCUCCUUCAGUUAGCAACAGCACGCCUUCCCCUCCCGUUAGUCCUAGCACGCCUCCAUCCAUUAGUCCUAGCACAUCUCCUUCCGUCAGUAUCAGCACACCUUCUCCCCCGGUGAGCACCGACACACCUCAGGCCAGCACCCAGUCUCCCUCGCCUGGGAGCACCGAGUCGCCUCCCCCUUCGGUGAGCUCCAGCACGUCUACUCCGCUCGUUAGCACCAGUACACCUCCAGUCAGUACCAGGUCCCAGUCUAGUAACUCGAUGCCCUCUUCGGCUAGCAGCAGCUCUCCGCCCCCUAGCCGGAGCAGCAACCCGGCACCUCCUCCCAGCAGCCUUACUGUGAGCAGCUCUACUACUGUUAGCUCUUUAGCUCCAGUGCCGUCUGCUCCUACCAGCCCUCCUUCUAGUUCUGGUUCGAUUUCAAACACCGCGCCCAGCACCAGCUCCAACACCAAGUACCAGGGCGAGAACAACAACAACAACCCUAAUGGUGCAACGGAACCUGUCCAGACUCCGCUUGCUGCUUCAAAGCCGUCCGAUAGCAGCAAUACCGGCAACACCAGCAGCACUAGCAGCACCAGCAAGACACAGACAGCUAGCAGCCUUCGCAACUCGCCCAAGCCGAGCAGCACCAACUCGACCAGCGUUCCGGGUCAGACCGUCAAGCCUGCUGGCUCUGUCCACGCUUCUGGCGCCCGCUUCGAGAUUGGCUCCAUCCUCGGUGUUGUUGGAGCCGGUUGGCUCGUCGCUGCGAUUCUAUAA
Molecule: messenger RNA, 1218 nt
Organism: Akanthomyces muscarius
Lineage: Eukaryota; Fungi; Ascomycota; Sordariomycetes; Hypocreales; Cordycipitaceae
Exons: 1
Coding region: 1-1218 (405 amino acids)
Source: RefSeq, a predicted model, not a curated record